Penicillium bovifimosum is the source of this 3312-nucleotide messenger RNA. RefSeq lists its product as uncharacterized. Bases 1 to 3312 code for a protein of 1103 amino acids. NCBI's taxonomy places the organism in Eukaryota, Fungi, Ascomycota, Eurotiomycetes, Eurotiales, Aspergillaceae. Gene Ontology annotation, molecular function: hydrolase activity, hydrolyzing O-glycosyl compounds; chitin binding. The record is from RefSeq and is a predicted model, not a curated record. The transcript has 13 exons. Gene Ontology annotation, biological process: carbohydrate metabolic process.
AUGGGCCUUCAUAUUGCGCCGACGACAAGUGUCUUCCAGCAGGCAGCGCAAAUGGAACUUGUGAACAGAAGUCGGAGUGCAAUCCUGCUGGCUUUCCAGGAUGGGGCGAUACUAAUUGGGGUACGUUCCACAUACGCGGAGUCCGAGUAUUGUCCGCUGAACGUCUGCUGCAGCGAGUUUGGCUUCUGUGGCACCACUUCUGAGUUCUGUGGAAACACCACCGUUGCUGAGCCAGUAUGUGGCGGAAGCUCUACUACCAAGCGUACCAUUGGUUACUACGAGGGCUGGAAUCUAGAGAGAUCUUGUCAGACUAUGAAGCCGGAGUCUAUUCCUGUUGGUGGCUACACCCAUAUCAACUUUGCGUUUCUUUACAUCGACCCAAAACUGUAUACCAUCACACCCAUGAAAGCAGACCAACAGAAACUUUACUCUCAAGUUGUUGACUUGAAAAAGCGAAAGAAAGAUCUGAAGGUUUGGAUAUCGAUCGGUGGAUGGGAUUUCAACGAUCCAGGGUCCACGCUCAAUACAUUUUCAGAGCUAGCGGCAGAUGCUGCGAAGCAGGCGACAUUUUACAAAUCACUACUUUCCUUCAUGGACAGCUAUGGGUUUGAUGGCGUCGAUUUAGACUGGGAGUACCCGGUGGCAUCUGAGCGCGGAGGUCGAGAGGCAGACUUCAACAAUUUUGGCACAUUCUUGGCGAACAUGAGGCAAGCACUCGAUGGAGCCAAGAAAGAUUACGGCCUUUCCAUUACUCUUCCAAGCAGCUAUUGGUAUCUGCAACACUUUGACAUCGUUGAUCUCAGCAAAAAUGUCGAUUGGUUCAACAUGAUGACUUAUGACCUCCACGGAACCUGGGAUGCGGACAAUUCCUGGAUCGGCUCGGUUGUCAAUUCUCACACCAAUCUUACCGACAUAAAACUUGCUAUGGACCUCCUUUGGAGAAAUGACAUUGAUCCCGAGAAGGUUGUUAUGGGCUUAGGAUUCUAUGGCAGAAGCUGUCCAUUCUUGAGUGGUGGAAAUCCAGGACCGUGUACGAAAAAUGCAGGAACACUGUCCUUCAGCGAGAUUCGUUCUAUUCUUGAUGAUGACAACAAAAAGGCUGUAAAAACAUAUGAUACCGAGGCGGCUGUUCAGAUCGUGACUUUUGGUGAAAACCAGUGGGUUAGUUAUGACGAUUGGAAAUCAUUUGGAGCCAAGGUUGAAUAUGCCAACUCUCAUUGCAUCGGAGGAACAAUGGUAUGGGCGGUCAGCUUAGAUGCGGAUGGAGCCGCCACGAAUGGACUGACUGGGGCAACUGACCUCUUCCCUGGUGAUAAUGGCUCCCAAGGGGGAGAAGGCGAUGUCUACAUUGGACCUGAUUUGUGGACCAAUGAUACCGCUGAGGUAGCUUGCAACGCACCUUGUACACUGGUACUCCCUCCUUAUCCACUCGAAACUCCCGUCACGAUAACUUGGCCGGAUUAUCAAACUUCAGUUCUGUCUACUUCAGACGGAACAAUCCACACAAGGAGCACCAAGUUUGAGGUACCUAAAUUCACCAUCACUGAGGUGCCUUUUUGGCCGGAGACGAUAGCCAAUACAGCCCAAGUCACUGUUCAUUUCAGUCCCGUGCAGAGCAUUGCGCCACCGGCUCUCACCUUCAACCUGCCGUCAAAUGAAGCAACAUUCCCAUUGAAUACAGUUGAUUACACUGCAAGAAUGACUCCUACUCAAUCGAAUUCGAUGGUUACAUCGAGCCCCUCGGCAGUUUCAACACCUGCUGCGAUUCAAAGCGGAGUGGCAGACAACUGUGUGAACUUUUAUAAAGCUGCAGAUGGCGACGGGUGCUACGAUAUUGCCUCCACUCAUGGCAUAACAAGCGAUCAAUUUGUUGAAUGGAACCCAGCUGUUGGGUCAGACUGCUCUGGUCUUUGGAAAGACGAGUACUACUGUGUCGGUGUUGCUUCGACAGCUACAGCCAGUUCUUCAACAACCUCCAACGAUACAGUGAUCCCAAUCACUUACUCCAGCUCUCACCCAAUCACCAUCAUGCCUCAACCAACUGUGACAUCAAUUCGUCCCAAAAACACGCCCAUACCCCACAUAAAGUACCACAAGGGUGACCCACCUUCCAGCGGCGGCUGCAGUGCUGGCAAGGCUUUAUCCGGAUGUGGAACACAUAACUGCAAUCUCUUUGGUUGCUCAGGCAAAUGCGGAAUUUUCGGUUGUGAUGGCGGCUGUGGCAUUGGAUUUUGCGGUGGUGGAUGUGGAUUGUUCGGUUGCGGUCCAGGCUGUGGUGGUGGAAACUGCAUGAUUAAAGGAGGCGGAGGAGGAACUGGGGGUGGAGGUGAAGGGCCGGAAGACGACCAACAAUCGACAUCAUCGACAUCCUGCACCGAAACUGCAAGUAUGAGUACCACCACUGCUUGUGAUACAGCCUGCGCCGACGCAGCGGAUACAGCAUGCGCUACUAUCUGUGAUGCCGUGACAGUUGGCGGUUGCACGCCAACUGCAACAGCGGCUGUACAAAUCGAUGCACUCAUUGGGGAAUCCUGGGAUUGGAUCAAUGAUAGUGAGGAUGAGCAGAAUGCUCAAGCUAUGAGCUUUGCAUCUUUCAUUAACCCCAAGCUCAGCUCCGCAGAUCCAAUCAUGAUCAGCGGCACAACAUUCUCUGGGUCCAUGUCAUUAACGGCUGCACCAUCCAAGUCUUCUUCCGCCGCUACUGGGAUAGCCGCCACAUCGUGCGACUUGUCAAGCGUCACUGGAUCAGCCAGCGCGGAUAUCUCCACCAUUUGUUCGUGCGAAGGUGGCUUUGGGGCUUCUUUAUCGACAAAGACCAAUGCAGCAAAGUCAACCUUCCUCAUUUGCGCAGUCGACCCUCCUCUGACCAUAACCACGAUUGAACCAACAACGACAACCAAGACCGCAAAGGUUACAUACACGCAACCAGCAGAUUCUGAUUCAACUCCACUUGGAUUCGUCAUUAUGAAUGAACAACAUGAAACCGAAAACGCUCUGUGGACUUACUUGUCCGUUCAAACACACAGCGAUUUCGACGAGAUGUUCCAGAUCUCCGGCAGUCUGAUGAAAUCGAAGGUUGAGGAAGGGUCCCAAGCCAAGUUUUGUGGUCAGACUACUACAUUCAGUCCUACAGGUAACGGUGAUCUUCUGAAAGGUAAGAGUGACACCGGGGCGAUCUUCACAUGCACUAUGGACAAUGAUCAGGAUCCAAUCACCCUUUACCCGAGUAAUAGACCAGAGAAGAUCGUUUUCUCUUAUCUAUGGAAGUGCUGGACGAAUAUUUGCGAGUGGGAGGACACGCCAGUUUCUUGA